CCGUGCUAUCUGAUUCGUGAACACAAGUUCUUAAAGUUUUUUGGCAAAUUGAGGAAAAAUCAGACUAAAUCUGCAUUUAUUACCAACUAAAACACAAAUGGCUAAAAUUAUAACGCAUUUACGACACACAAGGCCAUUCUGCUCAAAACCAACCUACGAUGCAGCACCUCGAAUUUACUCCUGUAAAACUAAGAGCAAAAUCCCUCUACAACUGCCAACCGCUCCUGCCCAGGCCACGUUCUACACUUGCGGUCCAACCGUGUACGACUCGGCGCACAUUGGCCACGCUAGCUGCUACGUGCGAGUCGAUAUACUGCAACGUAUCCUGAGGCAUCACUUUCGUGCGAAUCUCGUGACAGCAAUGAACAUCACCGACAUCGAUGAUAAAAUCAUCCGACGGGCCACUGAACGUGGCCGCCCUUGGCAGGAAAUCUCUCGCCAUUACGAGCAGGAGUUUUGGACAGACCUCGCUCGGUUGAAUGUCCGUGCGCCAGACAUCGUUCUGCGUGUCACCGAUCAUAUUCCAGCUAUAGUCGCAUUUAUCGAUAAACUACUGUCCAGCGGUUAUGCGUACCGAUCCACCGACAACUCAGUGUACUUCGAAACAUCGAAAUACCCACAGUAUGGGAAAUUACAAAACAUCCCCUCGGAAGACGGCCCGGUCGAGAGUAAGAAAAAUGCCGCCGAUUUUGCCCUGUGGAAAGCGUCAAAGCCAGGGGAACCAUUUUGGGAAUCCCCGUUCGGCCCGGGUCGCCCUGGAUGGCACAUCGAGUGUUCAACCCUGGCAACGCAAAUUUUUGGAAGCAAACUUGAUUUUCAUGCGGGCGGUUUGGAUCUACGGUUUCCCCAUCACGAGAACGAGGAAGCACAAAGUUGCUGCUACCACCAGGUCCAGGAUUGGGUUAGCUAUUGGAUUCACACCGGUCAACUGCAUCUGGAAGGCCAAACUCACAAGAUGUCUAAAUCACUGAAAAAUACUAUCAACAUUGGGCAGCUACUAGCUGAGCAUUCCGCAGACGAGUUCCGAAUGCUCUGCCUUCUUUCGCACUACCGCAGCGUGAUUGAGUAUGGCGCGGAAACAAUGACGAUUGCGACGAAUGUACUAAAAAAGUUACGAUCGUUUUUCGAAGAUUCCAGGGCAUAUGUAGUGGGAAUAAAGCCAGCAACCUCCAUCGAUGCCGUAUUGCUGCAGACAAAACUCGCCGAAGUGAACGAAAAAGUAGAUGAAUUUCUGGGGAAUGAUUUCAACACUGCCAGCGUGGUAACAAGCCUGGGAGAUUUGGCGUCCAUUGUUAAUAGGUCGAUCAACCAAAAGAUCGAGUCCGAGCUUGUGACUGCAUCCGAAAGCGGAGCCGUGCAAGGUGUAAGGAACUAUAUCGGCGAUAAACUUGCUAUGUUUGGAUUGCAGUCGUUUGCCGAUGACUCAGCAGUGACGACUGCGGAUGAAGCCGGCAAAACUGCGGAGCAGUUGAUCGAAGCCCUGGUAAAGAUUCGAGGAAGCGUGCGAAACAAAGCAAUGGAAAGUAAAGAUCGUACUUUGUUUGAGAUUUGCGACCAGAUGAGAGAUCAACUGAAGGAGCUGAACGUCGAGGUUAAAGAUCAUGGAAAACUAACCUCGUGGAGUUAUGUUAAACGGUGA
Sabethes cyaneus is the source of this 1639-nucleotide messenger RNA. It is a transcript of the gene CysRS-m, whose product is annotated as probable cysteine--tRNA ligase, mitochondrial. NCBI's taxonomy places the organism in Eukaryota, Metazoa, Arthropoda, Insecta, Diptera, Culicidae. Bases 98 to 1639 code for a protein of 513 amino acids. Gene Ontology annotation, biological process: cysteinyl-tRNA aminoacylation. The transcript is spliced from 2 exons. Gene Ontology annotation, cellular component: cytoplasm. Gene Ontology annotation, molecular function: ATP binding; cysteine-tRNA ligase activity. The record is from RefSeq and is a predicted model, not a curated record.